Messenger RNA from Mercenaria mercenaria, 5141 nucleotides. RefSeq lists its product as uncharacterized. NCBI's taxonomy places the organism in Eukaryota, Metazoa, Mollusca, Bivalvia, Venerida, Veneridae. The transcript has 4 exons. Bases 137 to 691 code for a protein of 184 amino acids. The record is from RefSeq and is a predicted model, not a curated record.
UAUUCAUACCUAUCAUUGUUGACUUGUAUGAGAUACAGAGGCCUUUAGGCAAGUGAUAGAUGAAUAAAGAUUCAUUUUAAGUCUCUUUUCUACAUACUUUUCAACUUUAAAUAAUUAAGCUCUACAAAAUAAAGCAAUGAUUUGGAGGAUUAACGUAGUGUGUUUAAUGUUGGUGAUGUUUCAAGUUUGUAAAACGAUUGUUCCUGUGCGUUCUAGAUACAGUGACAGAGAGCUGAGGGAAGAUACGAUUUCAAUCUGUUCAGAAUCUACAUGUGGGAAGUAUAUCUAUGGAUAUAUUUCACGACAAUUUCCUGGCUUAUUUUACACUCGGGAACAGAUUGCUAUUAAAAGGUUGCAGUUCAGUGUGGCUAGAGAGAAUUAUCUUAAGAAACAAGACGUUUAUCUAUCGGAAAAGUUGCUUGGAGACGGUGAUUCAUGUUGUCCGACGGAGAUACUAACAUUUUCAAAUGUGACGAUGGAAAAUGUCUUUGGAAUUAAGAAAUUCAUUGUUCACAUGCCGCCAAAGUACCAGUUCAUUCCGCACGGAUUUUGUUUAAAAAGCGGAAAAUGUGGCGGAUCAUGUGUUGUAGAGCCGGUAACCCAAACUCUAUUGACUUAUAACCCAACAACUGCGACUCUUGAGUUCGACCAGUUUGUCGUUCCCGGGUAUUGUUCUUGCAAAGCAUCCUGAUGCCACAGGCUUUAUGGAAAAUAACAAACAUGGAUCACAAGGCAGCUUCUAUGAAAUAUACAGUGUGACAGGAAAUCCUUGUGUACCAAAAAUAUUAUAUAAACAAUGUUUUAUACAUAUGAAAAGCCAACUAGAAUACUUUGCUGGCAUACCCCUUUUUUGCAUGAUGGUGAUCAAUGAUAUGUGUUGGCUUUACUUUUUAGCUCGACUAUUCAUAGAAUAGUAGAGCUAUUGGACUCGCCCAUGCGUCGGCGUCCGCGUCGGCGUCCGCGUCCCGAUUUGGUUAAGUUUUUGUAUGUAAGCUGGUAUCUCAGCAACUACUUGUGGGAAUAGAUUGAAACUUCACACACUCAUUCACUGUGAUAAACUGACUUACAUUGCACAGGUUCCAUAACUCUGUUUUGCUUUUUUACAAAAUUAUGCCCCUUUUUGACUUAAAAAUUUUUGGUUAAGGUUUUGUAUGUAAGCUGGUAUCUCAGUAACCACUUGUGGGAAUGGAUUGAAACUUCACACACUUAUUUACUGUGAUAAACUGACUUACAUUGCACAGGUUCCAUAACUCUAUUUUGCUUUUUUACAAAAUUAUGCCCCUUUUUCGACUUACAAUUUUUUGGUUAAGGUUUUGUAUGUAAGCUGGUAUCUCAGUACUCACUAAUGGGAAUGGAUUGAAACUUCACACACUUGUUCACUGUCAUGCACAAAGCAGGUCCCAUAACUUUAUUUUGCUUUUUUACAAAAUUUUGCCCCUUUUUCAGCAUAGAAAUUUUUGGUUAAGUUUUUGUAUGUAAGCUGGUAUCUCAGUAUCCACUAAUGGGAAAGGAUUGAAACUUCACACACUAGUUCACUGUCAUGAUAUGACAUGCAGUGCAAAGGGUCAAUAACUCAACUUUGCAUUUUACAAAAUUAUGCCCCUUUUUUGAACUUAGGAGUUUUUGGGUUAAAUUCUUAUAUGUAAGCUGGUAUCUCAGUACCCACUAAUGGGAAUGGAUUGAAACUUCAUACACUUGUCCACAGUCAUGAGCUGAUAAGCACUAUGCAGGUUCCAUAACCCUUUUUUACUUUUUUACUAAAUUAUGCCCCUUUUUCGACUUUCUUAUUCACUCAAGCGACAAGGCUGUUAAAUAGUCGAGCGUUGCUGUCCUCCGACAGCUCUUGUUUUAUAUGCAAUACAACAGUGUCAUUUCGAAAAAAAAGUUCCAUUUAAAUAUGACUCAUUUAUAUAUUAACAUUUUGUUAAUAAAUAUAAUCAAUAUUCUCGAAAAAAACCUGGAAGCACAACCUUUCUUUGAUAGUUAUGCAAACCUGACAUACUGGUGUCCCAUACAGAGAGACUUGUUUCUGUGCUAAAAGUUUGGUAUGAAGUAACUGGCGAUUAGAAAGUUGCCCUAAAUGAAAACAGUUAAGCAGAACCAACCGCAGAAACAUGCUUUUGUAAUUAAAAAUAUCCGAAGAUGAUCACAAUAGAUAAAACGGGAUUUUCUCUAUUCUGUGAAAAAGGCAGAUUGAUCUCGUAUUGUAAAAAUUGUUUAAUGUAUAGUAUACUAACUUUGUAACUAAGCGUGGAGAGUGAAGUCGGUUUUGAUAAACAAAGCUAUACAUAAUUAUAUAAAAUUGUUGAAAUGAUUGCAUAUUUACUUCUGUAGAGAAACAGUCUGACAAUUGCUUUCAUAAUAUUCUAAUGCAAAUAUGUAAAUGAUUCUCAUAAUUUAUAAACAUAUGUAUUGUUUUAUCUCUUACAAGAUUCUAGUAUCUCCAGUGGUUAAAAGGAUGGUUAGAAGAUUAUCAUGUCGGUUUAUGUUUAAACUAAAAGAUUGACUAAAGUUUCAAUCACUGGAUUUGUUAGCGACCAUCCAUGGAUAUAGGUGGCUACCGCCUCGUCCCCUAUUUAUCAUACUCGCCCCAUAUACUAACAAACCUAAUACGUAAUAAUAUAACAAUUUUAAUGUGUCGCAGAAUGUGAGACUAAAUUAAACUCAUUUUUACCGUCAUUGUGCAUUCACACUUAAAGAAGUAUUGAACACUUUCAAUAUUUAAAAAUGUAUAAAUACAUACGAAUUAAAUUUGCUUUAUGACACACUGACACAGAAGCAUUUAUAAAGUUUCCCGAUGACCCAUUCUGUGUAGGUUUUUUUUUUUUGGUUCUUGUUGAUACAGUGGCGGUAUAUAACUUGCUAUAUACAAUGAUAAAGUAUUAUACACCAAACUUGAAUUAUGUAACACUAAAACAGCUUAGUAUACAUAUUAAGCUUUUUUUAUAAGCAAGACCCGCUAUAAAUAUAUUGUUACAGCUAGUCUAGUACCAAUUAUCAAAUAGUUUCGGACGUACUGUGUCUUAUGGUACAAAUAUUGAAUCAUACGCAGGACCGCCCCACAACAGUACAUACUAUAUUUACUUAUGUCCCUUUCAUACUCUAUAAAAAUAACUCGUCGACAUGUAGAAAAGAGAGAUCUGUUAAACCACGAUAUCCAGCUGGUAACUGUUCCUAAAAACCGCUAUAUCAUGCAUAUUUUAAAGUUGUAUAUCUUAUAUUACACUUUUAUCAACUUGAUCACACCUGUAUUAACCGGACCAGAAUAUAAUGUUAUUGUAUAACACAGAACGUUUAAUAAAAUGUUCACUUAAGGCAAAUGUUUGUAAAUAAUAGUUCAUAAAUUAUGCCUUAUCAAAAGAGAAACUACCUUAAAUUUUAUAUAAAUGAUUCUUCUCGUAUCAUUUACAAACACUUAACUUUUGGAGCGGUACAAAGACUGAAUAGAAUGCAAACGUCGUACUUCCUCGAUAUAUUUGCACUCCCUGUGUUAACAAAACGUGAUUUACAAACAAGAUAUUUCAUCAUCAGUAUGGAUAAGGACCACCUGGUGAAAUAAUUAAAUUUAUCAAAAUGCAAUCAUAGUAUUUGCCAGUGUCGUUUGAAAACAUGGUUUGUUUUGUGCUAUCAAAUUCAGCUCCUUUUAAGCUGUUGCCUCAUUUUUGUUCCUAAUAUAUGACUUAACAGCAAACUGUUUUCGUAAAACAAGAACGAUCUUCCCCGUAAGAUGUACAUUUUUGGAACUUACUACAGGGAAUUUUAGGGUUCAUAUUUUUUUUUUAAAUUAGAGUUGCAUUGGACAGUGUUGUCGCGGGUUAUACGAAUCUUCGUACCUAUGCUAGGCGUCAUUGAUGUUAUAAUAAAGUACAGAAGUACUUCCGAAACAUUUAUGAUAAUAUACUUAAACUUUUUCCAAUAGGGAUUCUGACACUCUAACUUGAAAUAAGUGAUUGUGUUUUCUCCGUCAGGAGCCAUUUACUUUAAAUUCUGAAGUAUAAAAAGCAUUUUAUCAAUGCUAUGUAAAACGAAUAUGAAUGUUUAAUGAUUUAACUACUAAUCUGCACAUAAAAUGUUCUUCUUACAUUAGUAGGUUUUCUGAAGUUCAUGAUGCCCAAAAAUUCAGCUGACAUUUCUUUUUUUUUUCCGACAAAAAUGACCAUAGAUCUGAAGCGGUAACGAUUGAUAUAAAACUCUUCUGAUAUUGAACUUAACAUUAUCUCAUCAUGUCUGACAAGUCCAGCGUUUCAGUAAUAAAUUCAAUCAAAUUUAAACACUUUCUAUCUAAAACCAAUACAUUCACCCUUGUAAAUAGUUCCAAACUUUCUAUGACGUAAUGACAACACAAUAUAUGAAAUCCAUUUUCUUUUGCAAGGACCCUUGACGACAGGCAAUUUGUCUUAUUCACCGCCUUGUACUUUCGUUGACGGACGAGCCAGUAUUCUUGCAGGAGCAAUACCCUGGGACCUCAAACAAUCCAAAUGUCAAGUUUUGAUUUGCGUCUAAAGCCAGCAAAGUCAGAAUUUUACUCUCAAUAAGACAUUCGCCUGGACAGCUUCCAGUCUGCCUGCAAGACAAGAUUACCAGUGUAGAACAUAAAUCUUUGCAUUAUUAGUCUUGGCAACAAAACAAAGAAAACAAUGCUUCUGAUUACUUCUGGUACAGGAGACUGUACACCAUUCGGAUGUUAUUUUUUCUCUAUAUGUUUAUAUAUAGGCUUGUAUUUAUUUUUUGUGUGUAAGCUCUUUAGAAAACUCUCUUUAAGACCAAGGAUAAAAUAACGUAUUUAAAUAUGUUUCAAGGAAGGUAAAUAUAUACAUGUUUUACAAGAGGAAAAAGAUAAACAUGUGUAACAUUGUUUUUGCUAUUGUUUUUCAAAUUGUAACUGCAUUAUUACUGUAUGUUUGUAAAAUGAUGUUCAAAAUAAAGUGAGAAUCGGUCGCUAAGAGUUGAGCAACGGUUUUUGAUGCCUAUUUAAUGGCUGACAGUAUACGAGUUAUGUCAUACUUACACACAGGAAGCAUGUGGAAUAUACUGGUAGGUGGGUUCGGAAGCAUCGGACAGGUGUAUUAUAUUCAUACUCUCCCCAAAUAUGUUAGUCAUUGUUGUGUUGAUUAUAUGCUGUACAUGCCUAAAAAGUUAAA